AUGGCGUUGUUUUCAAAAGUGUUGAAUUUCAAUUCGGAUAGGAAGCAACUGCUGCUGCUGCCCCUGCUGCUGCUGCCUCAGCUUGGAAGCCGGAUAUUAUCGCCGACACUAUCCUCAAGAUCUAGCUCGGGGCUUACUCCCACAUGUUCUGCAGCAUCUACCGCGUCAUCAUCGAUUGUUCCAACCAAGUCGGCCAGCUCGAUAACCAAGAAAUCAACGCGUUCUCACUCUUCAUCUGCUUCAAAAUCUGGUUCGAAAUCGGCUCCCAAAACAUGUCCCAAUUAUACCGUGACCUUCAAACUAGAGUCGCCCCCUAUAAUCUUGUAUGGGCAGCCUUCUGAAUCUACAGGAUCAAUCUUAUCUGGCCUUUUGCGGCUCGUGACCCAUGCCGAGGUCAAGUUGGAAAAAGUCACAUUGUCUCUUAUUCAAACAAUGAAAUACACCAAACCAUUUAUACUUCCCAACUCGUCGGCCGUGGCCAACUGCUCCGAUUGUGUCAAUAGGACCGAGGUAUUGGCGAGAUGGGAUGUGCUCACUGCACCAACGACUUUCCCCGCUGCUAACCACGCAUAUCCCUUUUCACACCUUCUUCCCGGGUCGCUCCCACCUACUUCCAAGCUUGGCUCUUCCCAUUCUCAGUCUUUUAUCAAAUAUGACCUUAUUGCAGAAGUGCAAGCCACAGACCCCGUGAAUAACAAGACAUUGGUGUUGCCGAUCAAUGUAUCUCGCCUGAUUUUAAGAGGUCCCGACCGCAAUUCCUUGCGAGUCUUCCCACCGACAGAAGUCACCGCUACUGCAGUGCUCCCCAAUGUGAUCCACCCCAAGUCGAGUUUCCCCAUUGAACUCACCUUGGAGAAUAUGGCCAACCGUGAACAACAGCGCCGGUGGAGAAUGAGGAAACUCUCGUGGCGCGUUGAAGAAAACAUCAAGAUUAGAGCGAGAGCUUGUGAAACGCAUGGCAAGAAAUUGGAAACUCUCGAAAAGACGUUUUUGAAGAUUCCAGCAAAGAAGGAUAAGAACCAAGGGUUGCAUCAUAGCACGGUGCAAACUAACAUUUCCUUGCUUGCAAAUCCCAGCACUCAAGUUCAAGGAACGUUUCGUGCAAAUGAAGUAGGCAAUAGAGGAGAGUCAUUGGCCGAUGGAGUGGACCAAAUUGUCGAGAAUGAGAUGAAUGAUAUGGAAGAUACGCUCAGAAGCGGACCGCAAAAUGCACAACAGAGCUUCCUCGAAGAUUUCGGCGAUGGCACACAUAACACCAAUAAUACAUAUAGCCAACAAGCUCAGGGUUCUACCGCAGCGCCAUUGACGCCACAAACCUCAGCACCUGAUCCGCGAGAAUUGGCAAAACAUUUGUACCUUGAAGAAACAAGAACCAUUAGUUACGGCGACAUCAAGUCAGGUUGGAAAUCGGAUUUUUCAGGACUGGGCAAAAUCGAACUCGUUGCUAAUAUAUGUGCCAAUCGGUUUUCAACUGGGUCAAACAACCACAUUACCGAGGUGAGCACCGAUGACACCACCAAGGUUGGCGGGUCAGAUUUCAAAAACGGAGCCAACAUUUCAUGCGAUAUAGAUGACCCCAAUAUUGGGAUAUUUGUCAACCAUACGCUUAUCAUGGAAGUUGUCGUUGCCGAAGAAUUGGUUCAUCGAGUUGAAAGCUCAAGCAACAGCUUACACCCAGUGUCUUCUGCAAACACUCGCGGAGCAACUCUUACCAAUCGAAGAAGAUCAUCGUCUGCAACGGGUUUAGCUCCCGUUGCAUCGAAUGGAAGCUUGCAUAAUCCGCAUCAAACGCAACACUCGCAACAACAACAACAACAUCAUCAACAGCAACCACUGUCACCACCACCACCACCACAACAACAACAGCCACAGCAAAUGGGGUCGCCUACUGGCGCGGCACGAGUGUUGCGGAUGCAAUUCAAGCUACCAGUCACGGAAAGAAGCGGACUCGGUAUAGCUUGGGACGACGAAGUGCCGCCAACUUACGAAGACGUACGAACUUUGUCGCCGCCAAACUACCAUGACCGUAGAGAUAGCAUUUCGAAUGUCUUGCCGAGUGCUCCCCAGAGCGCCGUUUUGCAUGAUAGUGUCAAUGGCACACCCAGUGUUCUUUAUGGAAGAGGCGACACCCCCGUUGUUGGAAGCUUUACUCCCUUGGGCAGUGGAGAAGGUAUGAGGAGUUUGAACGGCGUGAUUGAUAACAUUCAAGAGCUCUCUUUAUAG
Messenger RNA from Lodderomyces beijingensis, 2223 nucleotides. The record is from the annotation of a GenBank genome assembly. Lineage: Eukaryota; Fungi; Ascomycota; Pichiomycetes; Serinales; Debaryomycetaceae.